This is a messenger RNA of Hibiscus syriacus, 1775 nucleotides long. RefSeq names its product protein Brevis radix-like 4. The coding region runs from base 343 to 1455 and encodes 370 amino acids. The record is from RefSeq and is a predicted model, not a curated record. Lineage: Eukaryota; Viridiplantae; Streptophyta; Magnoliopsida; Malvales; Malvaceae. The transcript has 6 exons.
UUCCAUUACAAUACACAGCAACAAACUGCAAUAAAGCACCUUCUUCUCCUAUCUCAUUCGAUGAGAUUUUGAGGAGCUAAAUUAUUUCUCUUAUCUCUUCGAUCUUUUUCUAUUAAAACCCCUUUUUGUUGUUUUAGUUUGUUUUUAAUUAUGGGUUAGUUCAGAGAUUCUCUGAUCGUUUUAACUUGAAAACGUGGCAUUAAAGAGCUCGCUGAGUCAUUGCUGAGUCUCGAGUGUCGAGCUCCCUGAAUCUGCAGAGGUGGAAAAUAGAAAGAAAUAGUACUAAGAAAUAUAACCCAAAAUUAAGACUUCUUGGUUUUCUAAGAAUUUAUAAAAUCAACAAUGUUGACGUGCAUAGCUCGUUCGAAGCAACCCGGUGAUGACUCAGUGAGUCGACGAGAGGAAAUGGACUCUUCCACCACUGCCAGCACUAAGCACAAUCAAGCCAUCAAAUCCCUCACUUCUCAGUUGAGGGACAUGGCGCUGAAGGCGUCGGGGGCGUACCGGCACUGUAACCCCUCCAAGGCGCAGAGUCGGUUGAGGAACUCGGGCGAGUUCGACGCGGACUCGGAAAGGAUCGGAUGGUCGUAUCGUAGGACGGGGAGUUCGAGCUCGGCGACACCGAGGACGUGGGGGAAGGAAAUGGAAGCGAGGUUGAAAGGGAUGUCGAGUUCGAGCGGAGAAGCGACUCCGAAAUCGUUGAGUGGGAGCCGAGUCUACACGGUCGUGUUCGCCGAAGAAAACGAGCCUAGAGAGUGGGUGGCUCAGGUGGAGCCCGGCGUACUUAUCACCUUUGUUUCACUUCCUGGCGGCGGCAACGAUCUCAAGAGGAUACGGUUCAGUCGGGAAAUGUUUAACAAAUGGCAAGCUCAAAGAUGGUGGGCAGAGAAUUAUGAUAGGGUCAUGGAACUUUACAAUGUUCAGAGGUUUAACCGCCAGGCAUUCCCGCUACCAACACCCCCUAGAGCUGAAGAUGAGAGCUCGAAAAUGGAAUCAGCAGAAGAAAGUCCUGUAACACCACCACUUACUAACGAACGUUUACCUUGUAGUUUACAUCGUCCAACUGGGAUGGGAAUGGCUUAUUCAUCAUCAGAUUCGCUUGAUCAGCACUCAAUGCAGUCUCGGCACUAUUGUGACUCUGGUCUUACCUCAACCCCAAAACUUUCCAGUAUUAGUGGUGCCAAGACAGAUAUAUCAUCCAUGGAUGCCUCUAUGAGGAGUAGUUCAUCAAGAGAGGCCGACCGCUCUGGAGAGCCAUCCAUUAGCAAUGCCAGUGAUCUUGAAACUGAGUGGGUUGAAAUGGAUGAACCAGGGGUUUACAUUACUAUCAGAGCCUUGCCAGGGGACAAAAGGGAGCUUAGGCGAGUUAGAUUCAGCCGGGAAAGGUUUGGAGAGAUGCAUGCCAGACUGUGGUGGGAAGAGAACCGAGCCAGGAUACACAAACAAUACUUGUGAUCGAGCGAAACGGACGAGACUAACGGUUUGCCGGCGCUUCUCUAAAUCGUGGGGGGUGUUUAUCUUUGUCAUUCUCUUCAGCCAUACUUGUGGAAUCUCUCCUACAAAGAUCGAAAGCAGGUGUUUCUGUCACCUUUUGCUAAGUAUUUUGUUUUCCCAGCUUCAUAGUAGCUAUAGGAAAUGUGAUGGUGGGGUUUUAUAGUACAAGUUUCUUUAAAAUCAAAAGUUUGGGGGUAAACAGCAUCAAAUGUGUAUCUGGGGUGAUGGUAAAAAUGGCAAUCCAAUUAUGAAUGAAAGAAUGUUUUUCAUUCUUCUUUGGU